AUGCGGAGUACUAAAUUCCGCCAUGUGUAUGGUAGUCCUUAUCGAAAAGAACAAUGUUUUGAAAAUGUGCGGAUUACCAGAAAUGCUCAUGACAGUAAUUUUUGUGCAGUCAAUCCUAAAAGUAUAGCUGUUGUAACAGAAAGCGCUGGUGGAGGAACAUUUCUUGUUUUACCCACAGAUAAGCCAGGAAGAAUAGAUAUCAAUCAACCUAAAGUAUGUGGUCAUUCAGGAGCAAUUAUGGAUAUAAAAUGGAGUCCAUUUAAUGAUGAUAUCAUUGCUUCUUGUUCAGAUGAUUCUUCGAUAAAAUUAUGGGAAAUACCUAAUGGUGGUUUACAUAGUAAUUUAUCAGAUUGGUUGGUAGAUUUACAUGGUCAUACUCGUAAAGUUACCUACAUGGACUGGCAUCCUUCAGUUGAAAAUAUUCUACUGUCUGCUAGCUUAGAUUAUAAAUGUGUAGUAUGGAAUGUAGAACAAGCUGAACCUGUUAAUAUAAUAGAUUGUCAUAAUGAUACUAUAUUCUCUCUAUCCUGGAAUAAUGAUGGCAGUCUAUUCUCUACUACUUGUAAAGAUAAACAUCUACGUAUUAUAGAUCCUAGAAUGGCUACAGUGGCAGUGGAAGCAGAAGGUCACGGGGGAGCUAAACCAUCUAAAUGUGUGUUUAUUAAAGAUAAUAGACAUAUAUUUACAGCAGGUUUCUCUAGAUCUAGUGAUAGACAAUAUGCAUUAUGGGAUGUGAGAAAAAUGAAUUCACAUUUAGUUCGAAAUACAAUAGAUUAUGACAGUGGUAUAUUAUUACCUUAUUAUGAUCCUGAUUUAAAUAUAGUUUAUUUAGCUGGCAAGGGAAAUGGUAAUAUAAGAUAUUAUGAAAUAGCUUCUGAAGAACCUUACAUUCAUUUCCUAAAUGCUUAUCAAUCUUCAACCCCACAGAGAAGUCUAGGUAUGAUGCCAAAGAGAGGCUGUGAUGUAUCAAAAUGUGAAGUUUUAAGGUUUUAUAAAUUACACGCAGCCAAAAAUCUGAUUGAACCGAUCUCAAUGAUAUGUCCUAGAAAAUCUGAUAAAUUCCAAGAAGAUAUUUAUCCACCAACACAUGGAACCAUUCCAUCAUUAGGUCCUGAUGAAUGGAUAACAGGACAGAACCGUGAUCCUAUAUUAGUCUCAGUAGCUGUAAGUAUUAAAGCUUGCUAG
Molecule: messenger RNA, 1185 nt
Organism: Lottia gigantea (owl limpet)
Lineage: Eukaryota; Metazoa; Mollusca; Gastropoda; Lottiidae
Exons: 9
Coding region: 1-1185 (394 amino acids)
Biological process (GO): actin filament organization
Molecular function (GO): actin filament binding
Source: RefSeq, a predicted model, not a curated record